GAUCCCUGUCCCGGGGAAAGGGCUCGGAGCGCGCGCGCGUCUGCCCCGCUCCCCGCAGGCUGGGCCGCCCCCGGCGAGCCCCGAGCUCCUUGCCGCGGCGGGGAUUUCCAAUCCUCGAACUUCCUGUGAUCACCUGGAUGGAGCAAGAGGAAGAGCCGUGCAUCCUGGAUAUCCGGGGCUCCGAGGAAAGGGAGAUCCAGAGAGACACACCCACAGGUGACAGGGUGGCAAGUGAGGAUGAGGUGAAUCCUCAGCAGGAAGUGGAGCCGUGUGGGACGGUCUCGGGGCUUGUUCCAGCCUGCCAGAGCCAGGGUGGACCAGGGAGGCUGCGUGUGAACCCUCCGAAGAUGAGGCGUCGCCGGUCUGCCCACCGUGAGAGGGGAUUCAUCAACCUGCUGGGCAUCCUGGAGCCCCGGCGCCCGGCAGAUAAGCCCUACCGGUGCACAGAGUGUGAGAAGAGCUUCAGCCAGAGCUCAAAUCUCAUCGAGCACCAGCGGAUCCACACGGGCGAGCGCCCCUUCACCUGCAGCGAGUGCGAGAAGAGCUUCAGCCGCAGCUCCACCCUCAUCGAGCACCAGCGCACGCACACGGGCGAGAAGCCCUACACCUGCCCCGAGUGCCAGCGCAGCUUCAGCCGCAGCUCCACCCUGACCGAGCACCAGCGCACCCACACCGGGGAGACCCCUUUCCACUGCCCCGAGUGCGGCAAGAGCUUCAGCCGCACCUCCAACCUGGUGAAGCACCUGCGCACCCACACGGGCGAGAAACCCUACGGCUGCAGGGAGUGCGGCAAGCGCUUCAGCCUCAGCUCCAACCUCAUCAAGCACGAGCGCACCCACACCGGGGAGAAGCCCUUUGCCUGCGGGGAGUGUGGCAAGCGCUUCAAGAAGAAGACCCACCUGGUGUCCCACCACCGCACCCACACUGGGGAGCGGCCCUACGAGUGCACGGAGUGCGGCAAGCGCUUCAGCCAGAGCUCCACCCUCAUCGAGCACCAGCGCAUCCACACUGGCGAGAAGCCUUUCCGCUGCCCCGACUGCGGGAAGUGCUUCUGCGUCAGCUCCAACCUCAUCAAGCACCAACGCAUCCACACCGGGGAGAAGCCCUACGGCUGCAGCGCCUGUGGGAAGAGCUUCCGCUACAAGCCCCAGUUCACCCGCCACCAGAAGCUGCACCAGGGGGACGGGGAGGAGCCACCCUACCGGUGCACGGAGUGCGAGAAGAGCUUCGGCCAGAGCUCGGUGCUGAUCGAGCACAUGCGGAUCCACACGGGCGAGCGUCCCUUCGUCUGCGGCCAGUGUGGCAAGCGCUUCAGCCAGAGCUCCACCCUGCUGGGCCACCAGCGCACGCACACGGGCGAGAAGCCCUACACCUGCCCCGAGUGCCAGCGCAGCUUCAGCCGCAGCUCCGCCCUGACCGAGCACCAGCGCACCCACACCGGGGAGACCCCUUUCCACUGCCCCGAGUGCGGCAAGAGCUUCAGCCGCACCUCCAACCUGGUGAAGCACCUGCGCACCCACACGGGCGAGAAACCCUACGGCUGCAGGGAGUGCGGCAAGCGCUUCAGCCUCAGCUCCAACCUCAUCAAGCACGAGCGCACCCACACCGGGGAGAAGCCCUUUGCCUGCGGGGAGUGCGGCAAGCGCUUCAAGAAGAAGACCCACCUGGUGUCCCACCACCGCACCCACACUGGGGAGCGGCCCUACGAGUGCACAGAGUGCGGCAAGCGCUUCAGCCAGAGCUCCACCCUCAUCGAGCACCAGCGCAUCCACACUGGCGAGAAGCCUUUCCGCUGCUCCGACUGCGGGCGCGGCUUCUACGUCAACUCCAAGCUGGUCAAACACCGGCGCAUCCACACCGGGGAGAAGCCCUACGGCUGCAGCGCCUGUGGGAAGAGCUUCCGCUACAAGCAGCAGUUCACUCGCCACCAGCAGCUGCACCAGGGGGAGGAGCCGGUGGCUGUCCUGACCCUGGGUGGGGUCAACGUCCUCCUGACUUAAAGUACGUGAAUUCCUUGGGCCUCCUGUCUUGGAGCACGAGAAUUCUUUAUCCAGAUUUCCUGCAGCUCCGGAAGUGGG
Terrapene triunguis (Three-toed box turtle) is the source of this 2078-nucleotide messenger RNA. Its product is annotated as gastrula zinc finger protein XlCGF52.1-like. Gene Ontology annotation, molecular function: DNA-binding transcription factor activity, RNA polymerase II-specific; RNA polymerase II cis-regulatory region sequence-specific DNA binding. Bases 138 to 2000 code for a protein of 620 amino acids. The transcript is spliced from 4 exons. The record is from RefSeq and is a predicted model, not a curated record. Gene Ontology annotation, biological process: regulation of transcription by RNA polymerase II. Gene Ontology annotation, cellular component: transcription regulator complex; PcG protein complex. NCBI's taxonomy places the organism in Eukaryota, Metazoa, Chordata, Testudines, Emydidae.